AUGCACUUUGUCGAACCACGUUCUGGCACGCGCCUGUUCAGUGCUGCCUGGUUUCUCGAGCCACCAUGGAGCAACCUCCAGCCACCAGCCACCAGCCAUGAACGUCACGAGCCACCUAAGGCCGGAAAGACCGAGAUCUGUCAGCAAGUGGCGGUGCAGUCGGAACCACAGCUCGCCGGUGGCUCGUGCAUCCGAGCCUUGGCCUGUGGCUUGCCCCUGCGUCGUCCUCUUCCUCCUCCAGACGAACCCUUCCCCUCGACUCUCCGCUCCGCUCCCACCGCAGCACCACAGACGCUUCUGUCUGCCCGAUCCACCUCCUAA
Molecule: messenger RNA, 321 nt
Organism: Colletotrichum acutatum
Lineage: Eukaryota; Fungi; Ascomycota; Sordariomycetes; Glomerellales; Glomerellaceae
Exons: 2
Coding region: 1-321 (106 amino acids)
Source: RefSeq, a predicted model, not a curated record